This is a messenger RNA of Varanus komodoensis (Komodo dragon), 1735 nucleotides long. RefSeq names its product POC1 centriolar protein B (gene POC1B). Gene Ontology annotation, cellular component: ciliary basal body; centriole. The transcript is spliced from 12 exons. NCBI's taxonomy places the organism in Eukaryota, Metazoa, Chordata, Lepidosauria, Squamata, Varanidae. Gene Ontology annotation, biological process: cilium assembly. Gene Ontology annotation, molecular function: protein binding. The coding region runs from base 82 to 1551 and encodes 489 amino acids. The record is from RefSeq and is a predicted model, not a curated record.
CCUGGAGCGCGGGGCUUUUGACCGGGCCGUGGAAGCCGGCGGAGUGACAAGAAUUUCCCGCUGUCUUUGCCCGGGAUCCCCAUGGCGGCGGCAGUUCUGGAAGAUCCUAUCCUGGUACGUCAUUUUAAAGGUCAUAAAGAUGUGGUCACUUGUGUUGACUUCAGUCCAACUACUAAAGCGCUUGCCACCUCUUCUUUGGAUAAAUUUCUUAUGAUUUGGAAUUUGAAGCCAAAUGCCAAAGCCUUCAGAUUUGUGGGUCAUUUAGAAGGUGUAACUAGCAUACAGUUCUCACCAGAUGGGCACCUGCUGGCAUCUGCUUCUCAAGACUGGACAGCCAGGCUAUGGAUUCCCUGUAUUCAUGGUGAAUCCACACCAUUAAAAGGUCAUACUGCACCAGUCCGCAGUGUGAACUUUUCACAUGAUGGUCAGUUCCUAGCUACUGCAUCCAAUGAUAAGUCAGUAAAAGUGUGGAGUGUAUACAGCCAACGCCUUUUGUUUACUUUAUCCCAGCACACACAGUGGGUACGCUGUGCCAAAUACUCACCAGAUGGAAGAUUAAUAGUAUCAUGCAGUGAAGAUAAAACUGUUAAAAUCUGGGAUUUGAGGAACAAGAUAUGCAUUGAUAGUAUAAUAGACCAUGAUGGAUUUGCAAACUAUGUGGACUUCAGUCAUGAUGGUACAUGCAUAGCUUGUGCAGGUUCUGAUCACACAGUGAAGAUCUGGGAUAUUCGAAUAAACAAAUUAUUGCAGCAUCACCAAGUUCACAGAGCUGGCGUUAACUGCACAUCUUUCCAUCCUUCUGGUAACUAUCUCAUCACGGCAUCUAGUGAUGGCACCCUUAAGAUUAUGGAUCUUUUAGGAGGAAGGCUCUUGUAUACACUUCAUGGACAUGAGGGACCAGUUCUCUCCAUAGCCUUUUCAAAAGGUGGGGAAGCAUUUGCCUCUGGAGGUGCAGAUGGACAGGUGCUGCUGUGGAAGACUAAUUUUGAUGAAUUUGAAUACAAAAAAGUUAUUAAGAAUCAUAUGCAAAAACUGCAGAGCGAUGAACCUCCUCACCUUCUUGAUAUUUACCCUCGAUCGCCACAUCGUCAUGAUGGAAAAUCGCAGUCUGUUGAGAUAAAUCCUAGCUAUGAUGUAACAGAUAUGCAAACAUUUGACCCACCAAUUGUAGAUAUUAGUGCUUCGUCUUCUGUUUCUCCACUAUCUUUGACAAGGACAAGAACCUCUUUAGCCCAGCCUUCCUUGCACCGAGAUGGAGUGAACAGUGAAGACUUGCAUCCUCCUCUGGGUUUAUUCUCUCCAGCUGUAUCUAACAGGAAUUUGGAUGGUGAAAACAAAUAUGCUGUGCACACGGUGGAUGAAGCAGGCACCAUGGAUGAGCCUGUAGGCAUUUCACCAAUUCUGACCAAUGCUUUAGAACACAUUGUGGAGCAGCUAGAUGUUCUGACUCUUACUGUCUCAAUUCUGGAACAGCGCCUUACUUUGACUGAAGAUAAGCUGAAAGAGUGCUUAGAGAACCAAGAGAAAAUGUUACUUUCUAUCAGACAAUGAGAAUAAACAAUACAAAUGUUGGUGAAUAUUCUUAAUAUAUUCUCACAUUUAAUAUAUUCUCACUAGUGAAAAGUGGCAGUCCUGGAGCAAAAAAGUGCCUCUUGUAUAUGAGAGUUUUUAUGAAGAUCACUGAACAUGUAUUACUUUUUUCAUGUUAUUAAAUAUGUAGAGAUUUUUUUCUGAA